CAGUACCUGGGGAAGGGGAAACGAGCAUUCUUUUCGGGGUUACAUUUUAUAUUCCUCUUCUUUCUGAGAUAAACAUCAGAGCGUAGACUAACACCAGCUUUCUGAUAGUGUUAUUGUAAUACUUUUUGGGUUGUUACUUUUUUUCUGCGUGAACCGUUUCUGAUCAUACGGGAAAGGACUCGUGUGCAUCGAUGAGUGAAAAGGAGCCGAGAAACUCCCCCGCGGAUUUCAGAGAGUGAGGAGGAUUACAGUGGAGCUCAUAGCAGGCACAACGGCACACACGGCAACCGGAGCUGGAGCCAUGAGCAGAGCGCUUACGGUCCAUAUCAGCAGUAGCUUCCGAGAAGAUGCUCCCCGUCCCCCGGUGCCGGGGGAGGAGGGAGAGGCGUCAUGCCAUACUCCCUGCAAACAUGCCAAAAUGAGAGCCCAAAACAAGGCUAAAGCUGUCACCGUCGCGUCUCCCGGCUCCACGCCGAGGAGGAACGAGGAUGGACUCGGGGAACCUGAGGGUAGCGCGUCGCCGGAUUCACCCCUCGCCCGGUGGACCAAGUCGUUGCAUUUUCUCCUGGGUGACCAAGACGGUGCUCACCUGUUCAGGACCUUUCUUGAGCGCGAGAAAUGUGUGGACACUUUGGACUUUUGGUUCGCCUGCAACGGGUUUAGGCAAAUGGACCUCAAUGAUACCAAAACGCUACGAGUUGCCAAAGCUAUUUUCAAGCGGUACAUUGAAAACAACAGCAUUGUUGCCAAGCAGUUGAAACCUGCCACUAAAACCUACAUAAGGGAUAGUAUUAAGAAGCAACAAAUAGACUCUGCGAUGUUUGACCAAGCACAAACGGAAAUUCAGUCAACCAUGGAGGAGAAUGCGUACCAGAUGUUUUUAACUUCUGACAUAUACCUUGAAUAUGUGCACACGGGGUGCGAGAACACGGUUUAUGCCAACCAUAGCGGUCUCGGGAGCCUCAAAUUGAUGUGCGGAUUUCUGCCACCUCUCAUUGAGGAAGAGGAGUGGAGUUGUGACUUGAAGGAGAAAACGUUAGCCUCUGUGGUUGGACUAUCUGCUAAUGCGCUACGGGCCACUGCUUCCAUUCGGACUGCGGCGGAAGUGCUGGAGAAUGGGUACAGGUCACACAGACGCGGAGACCCGGCCAGUCCCUACUUUGUCAACUCGGGCUAUGUGUUUGCCCCCGCCACCAGUGCCAACGACAGCGAGAUCUCCAGCGACGCCAUGACGGACGACUCCAUGUCCAUGACCGACAGUAGUGUAGAUGGGAUCCCUCCAUACAAGCUGGGCACCAAGAAGCAGAUCCAGCGGGAGAUGCACCGCAGCGUCAAGAUCAACGGCCUGGUCUCGCUACCCCACUUUCCUAGGACACACAGGCUGCCUAAGGAGAUGACGCCGGUGGAGCCCUCGGCAUUCGCCGCCCAGCUCAUCUCCAGACUGGAGAAACUGAAGAGGGAGCAGGACACCAUGAGCUCACUGGAGGAGAGGCUACAGCAGAUCCAGGAGGAGGAGGAGAGGGACGAGAGCGACCCCUCCACCACCGUCCCGCUCCACCACCCCCUGCUUCCCCCCUCGUCCGACGAGGACGCUCAGGCCAUCCUAGACGAGCACCUAUCCCGGGUGCUCAAGACGCCCGGGUGCCAGUCGCCCGGCGUGAUCCGCCACUCGCCCCGCUCGUGCUCUCCCGACCGGCCCUCCGCCGCCGUGGUCCCCUUCCUGGGGCCCUCGUAUCCGGGGGCCACCAAGGGCCCGUUGGCUGGGAGCAGGCAGUCGACCAAGCACAUCCACCACCACUACAUCCACCACCACACCGCCACCGGCCCCAAGAGCAAGGAGCAGAUCGAGGCCGAGGCGGCGCAGCGCAUGCAGUGCCUCUGUCCCCCAGGGGGCGCCGACUACUCCGACUUCAUCCCCGGCCGCUGCAGCAGUUUGUCCAAGCGGCCGGGGAAGCCGUGCGAAGGCAUACGCCUGAGCCAGGCCAACGGCAGCGACGGGGUCACGUCCCCGCCCCACCUGCCCCUGGACUCCACGGACCGCUCGCAGAACGUCUGGCAGUGGAUCCUGGAGAGCGAGAGGCAGGGCAAGAACAAACCUCACGGCAGCACUCAGGGCCUGAAGAAGAGCCACCUCCCGGACCCCUCCACGCCCAAGACGCUUCCCGUCCGAACGCACUCUUCCUGGGGAGGCGUGUGCGGCACGGGGGGUCACCUCCGUGGAGGUCACCAUCCGGCCCACCCCUUCAUCCAGGACCCGGCCAUGCCCCCCCUGCCCCCGCCCAACACUCUGGCCCAGUUAGAAGAAGCCUGCAGGAGGCUAGAGGAGGUCUCCAAGCCCCCCAAACAGAGGCAUUCAACGGCCAGCCUUCAAAGAGACCGGAGUCACCCUGUGCCUUUCCCCAGUGGAAACCCACCUCUGUCCAGCCCCGCACUUCAAACAGACGAGUGGAAAGAGCCAAAGAAGUCGAUCAGCGGCGUGAGCGUGUCUGGCUGUGACCCGGUGGUCACCUACUUCUUCUGUGGUGAGGAGAUCCCCUACCGCAGCAUGAUGAAGACACACAGUCUCACCCUGGGACACUUCAAGGAGCAGCUUAGCAAAAAAGGCAAUUACAGGUACUACUUCAAGAAGGCCAGCGAUGAGUUUGAGUGCGGGGCCGUGUUCGAGGAGGUAUGGGAGGACGGCGCCCUCCUGCCCAUGUACGAGGGCAAGGUCCUGGGUAAGGUGGAGAGGAUGGACUGAUGCCGCCCUUAUGCCCACCUUUACCCACCCUACCUUACCCAUCAACCAAAUACCCAACCUCCAGGGCACAGACUGUCGCGAGGAACCGGAGUGAUUGACUUGAUUGGGGGGAAACGCUCUAGACAUUCUUUUCUACUAUUAAGCUAAAUAAGAGUUAAUAUAUCCAGCACGAGGAGUGUGAUUGAAGGAACACGAGCCAAUGAAGUAUGCCGAACCCAGAAGAGGCCCCGCCCCCCUGACUUUCUAAACCAAUCAGCCUUAGAAACACAAGGGAAUGACACUACAGACAGAGAGAGAGACGGCGACUGGAGGCCUGUAGGCUCCCUGAAUUUAACCACUGAAGAUGCAGAUGACUGUUUGUCCAUUACGAGAGACUAACGUUGCGAUUUAAAUAAUGGUAACGUUGUGAGAACGUUGCUCCCUGAUCACCUGCAGUGGACUGGCUACAGCACCAGAAGCCCUGCGAGUGCCGCCACCUGCUCUUAUAACAUUGUGCUAACGUUGUGCAAACGUUGUUACAAAAUUAAACUUCUGUACGUGUGCAUAUACAUACAUGCAAAUAUGUGUAUAUAUACAUGUAUUAUAUUAUAUUGAUGCGUUUUUGUCAUGAGUUGAAAGUUUGAGUAUUUAUUUUAAAAAAAAUGUCCUCUCCCUCACCUUCAACUUGUCUACCCCC
Molecule: messenger RNA, 3416 nt
Organism: Salvelinus namaycush (lake trout)
Lineage: Eukaryota; Metazoa; Chordata; Actinopteri; Salmoniformes; Salmonidae
Product: axin-2-like
Exons: 10
Coding region: 302-2740 (812 amino acids)
Biological process (GO): negative regulation of canonical Wnt signaling pathway
Source: RefSeq, a predicted model, not a curated record